AUGCCUCCUCGUAGGAGGCCGCUGCCGUCGGCGGCCGGCGCGCGAUCUGUGCAGUCAGAGGCCGCUUCCAAAGCCGCUCCCACGGAUGGUCCAAAGGGCAAGCGCCCGUCCGUGUCGAAGCCUCCCCCAUCGGCCGCCCAGCCUACCGCCGGUCCUGAAGAACAAGAUGAAGCCGUAGAGGAGGACCAUAGCCACCCUACCUACCGCCACCGCGAUCCUUUCGACGCCCUUCUCGAGCCGUUCUACUACAACAAAUCUCUGACCGACCCGAUCAACACGGCGAAGGAUAAAUGGAAUCUGUUGCCAGCGUUUCUGAAGGUGAAAGGAUUGGUGAAGCAGCACAUUGACUCAUACAACUACCUCGUCGAAGUGCAGCUGAAGAAAAUUGUGGAGUCAAGCUCUAUCAUCCGCAGCGAUGUCGACCACAACUUCUACAUCAAAUUCACCGAUAUUUACCUGGGUGCGCCCCGACGCGCGGACGAGUCGCAGGAUGCGGGCCCGGCCUUUACCGGAUCGACAGUCACGCCGCAGGAAUGUCGACUGCGUGACACGACUUAUGCUGCCCCCAUACAAGUCGACUUUGACUACGUGCGUGGUCGUCAACGGGUGAGGAAGAGAGGUUACGCUAUUGGCCGGAUGCCCGUCAUGUUGCGCAGUUCCAAGUGUGUCUUGGCCAACAAGAGUCCUGCGGAAAUGACCGUGCUGAACGAGUGUCCUCUCGACCCCGGUGGUUACUUCAUCGUCAAUGGAACGGAAAAGGUUAUUCUUGUUCAGGAACAGUUGAGCAAGAACAGAAUUAUCGUGGAGACGGACCCCAAGAAGGAAAUCGUCCAGGCUUCUGUUACUAGUUCGUCGAACGAGCGUAAAUCGAAGAGUUACAUCGUUCUCAAGAAGGACAAGCUCUACGUGAAGCACAACGUUCUCAACGAGGAUAUUCCCAUCGUCAUUCUGCUCAAGGCAAUGGGCAUCAACACCGACAAAGAAAUGUUGCUUCUCGUUGCCGGCGUGGACAAGGUUUACCAAGAAGACUUUGCGAUCAACUUCGAAGAGGCCAUCAACUUGGGCAUCUACACACAACAGCAAGCUCUGGAUUGGAUUGGUGCUCGCAUCAAGAUCAACCGGAAACAGGCAUCCUACCGCCGAACCCACGUGCAAGAGGCCAUUGAAGCUAUUGCCUCCGUUAUCAUUUCGCACAUUGAAGUCAAGAACAUGAACUUCCGUCCAAAGGCCAUCUAUGUGGCCCACAUGGCUCGUCGUGUCUUGAUGGCGAAGAACGACCCUACGCUUGUGGAUGACCGUGAUUAUCUUGGAAACAAACGAUUGGAAUUGGCGGGUCAACUUUUGGCUCUGCUUUUUGAGGAUCUUUUCAAGAAAUUCUGCUUCGAUAUCAAAAUGAACGUCGACAAGGUUCUGAACAAGCGCAACAGAGCGGAAGCCUUCGAUGCCUGGAGUGUCAUGAGUAUGCAUACGAAUCACAUCACGCAGGGCAUGAAUCGGGCCAUCUCGACAGGUAACUGGAGCUUGAAACGUUUCCGCAUGGAACGUGCAGGUGUCACUCAUGUGCUCAGUCGUCUGAGUUAUAUCGCCGCGCUGGGUAUGAUGACGCGUAUCAGCAGUCAGUUCGAGAAGACUCGAAAGGUCAGCGGUCCAAGAGCUCUGCAGCCGUCGCAGUUUGGCAUGCUUUGCCCAGCAGAUACUCCCGAAGGUGAAGCAUGUGGUCUCGUGAAGAACUUGGCGCUUAUGACACAUAUCACAACCAAUGACGAGGAGGGCCCCAUAAGGAAUCUGAUCUUUAUGCUGGGAGCUGAGGAUAUCCAGACUCUUGGAGGGAAAGAACUCUAUGGGCCUGGAUGCUACACAAUCUCGAUUAACGGAACGCCGACAGCCCUCACCCGCCGUCCGAAGUAUUUCCUGAAUGCGUUCCGCAGAUUACGUCGGAUGGGAAGAAUCUCUGAGUUUGUCAGUAUCUACAUCAACCAUCACCAACAUGCGGUGCACGUCGCUACAGAUGACGGUCGCAUCUGUAGACCGCUCAUCGUCGUCGAGAAUGGAAAGUCCACGGUCCAAACACACCAUCUCGAAAAGUUGCGUGAGGGAACUAUGCAAUUCGAUGACUUCCUCGCCCAGGGUUUGGUGGAAUACCUUGAUGUUAAUGAAGAAAACGACUCGUUGAUUGCGAUUUACGAGAAAGACAUCAGUGAAACCACGACUCAUCUGGAGAUCGAACCUUUUACGAUCCUUGGAGCUGUCGCUGGCCUCAUUCCUUACCCACACCACAACCAAUCGCCUCGUAACACUUACCAGUGUGCUAUGGGUAAACAAGCUAUUGGUGCAAUUGCCUCGAAUCAAUUCCUUCGCAUUGAUUCUAUUCUCUAUCUCAUGGUGUACCCGCAGAAACCCAUGGUCAAAUCCCGAACCAUUGAACUGACCAAAUACGACCAACUUCCUGCGGGACAGAAUGCGAUCGUUGCUGUGAUGAGUUACUCCGGUUACGAUAUUGAGGAUGCUCUGGUUUUGAACAAGGGUUCCGUUGACCGUGGAUUCGGACGAUGCCAGGUGUUCCGCAAAUACGUUACCAACCUCAAGAGUUAUUCCAACGGCACGAAGGACAUGCUGACUCCUCCUUCUUACGAAAACGAUGCGCCUAUAAGAAAGCACGCGCUUCUCGAAAGCGACGGGUUAGCUGCGGUGGGAGAGCAGGUCAACGCGGGUGAAGUCUACAUCAACAAGUCUACGCCUGACCAGGCCAACUCGUUUGGAAUAGGAGGUCCCGAUCCGAAUCGGCCAAUCAAUUACAUGCCCACACCGAUGACCUACAAGCUCCCUGACCCGGCCUACAUCGACCAAGUUUUGUUGUCGGUAACAGAAAACGAGAACCAGCUGGUCAAGGUGCUGACCCGCCAAACCCGCCGACCAGAAGUUGGCGACAAGUUCUCCUCGCGUCACGGACAGAAGGGUGUCGUAGGUAUCAUCGCUGACCAGGCUGAUAUGCCGUUUACCGACCAAGGUAUCAACCCGGAUAUUAUCAUGAACCCCCACGGUUUCCCCUCUCGAAUGACGGUCGGAAAGAUGCUGGAGCUUGUGGCCGGAAAGGCUGGUGUCCUCUCAGGUCAACACGGCUAUGGCACUUGCUUCGGCGGCAGCCCUGUGGAGGAGAUGUCACAGAUUCUGAUCGACAAGGGUUUUAGCUACGGCGGUAAAGACUAUCUUACCUCUGGAAUCACCGGCGAAGCCCUCCCAUUCUACGUCUUCACCGGUCCCAUCUACUACCAGAAACUGAAGCACAUGGUCCAAGACAAGAUGCACUCUCGAGCCCGCGGACCGCGUGCCAUCCUCACCCGCCAACCGACCGAAGGUCGUUCCCGCGACGGUGGUCUCCGUCUUGGUGAGAUGGAGCGCGAUUGUCUGAUUGCAUACGGAACUAGUCAGCUCCUUCUCGAGCGCCUGAUGAUCUCGUCUGAUCGCCACGAGAUCGACGUGUGCGAGAAGUGCGGCUUUAUGGGCUAUCUGAACUGGUGCCAGCGAUGCAAGUCCUCGCGCAGCGUCGUGAAGAUGGUUAUCCCGUACGCCGCCAAGCUCCUCAUCCAGGAGCUGAUGAGUAUGAAUGUUACGGCUAGGUUGAAGCUCGAGGACGAGUUCCCUGAGAUGAAGGGACGGUGA
Molecule: messenger RNA, 3660 nt
Organism: Aspergillus terreus NIH2624
Lineage: Eukaryota; Fungi; Ascomycota; Eurotiomycetes; Eurotiales; Aspergillaceae
Product: DNA-directed RNA polymerase III core subunit RET1
Exons: 3
Coding region: 1-3660 (1219 amino acids)
Biological process (GO): DNA-templated transcription
Cellular component (GO): RNA polymerase III complex
Molecular function (GO): ribonucleoside binding; DNA binding; DNA-directed RNA polymerase activity
Source: RefSeq, a predicted model, not a curated record